This is a messenger RNA of Bicyclus anynana (squinting bush brown), 1591 nucleotides long. RefSeq lists its product as uncharacterized. NCBI's taxonomy places the organism in Eukaryota, Metazoa, Arthropoda, Insecta, Lepidoptera, Nymphalidae. The record is from RefSeq and is a predicted model, not a curated record. The transcript has a single exon. The coding region runs from base 13 to 1590 and encodes 525 amino acids.
UACACUUUCAUUAUGCCAGUAGACUGUGCAAGGUCUACUUCAGGCGGUAAAGGAAAUCGUGGUAUGUUUAUUGAGAGAGAUACCAAAAUAUGUGCAGCUGGAUUGCCUUCUGCGCAACCAGACGAUCGUGUCUCUGAUUCACUACAACACUAUUUGUUAAAAGACGAAGUGGAUGCCCUAAUAAGUGACGCGAUAUUACCACCUAAGAAACAAAAACCUUUACCACCACUACGUUAUCCAAUACCCCUUGAUAAGCGUAACGCAGGACCAUUCGGACAAGUACAAGAACUUUUAAAUCCACCAGUGAAAACUAAAUUUCAAACACUUGUUGAAGAUUUUAAAGAAACAUCAUAUGCUUCUUACUGGAAAAAGCCCCUUGGCAGUGUCGCUGACAUUGCACCAAUGUUACCAGACGGUUUCGAUGUAAAAGGAACAACAUUCGGAAAGAAAACCGAAUUUCAUGGCCGUCUGUACGAUAUAGUGAUGCCUAAGGUACCUUUAGUUGAUAAAACUCCUCCAAGUAUGAAAUCUGGUGUCCAGAUAUCGCGUAGGUAUUGUGCACCUCCAUUUAACCCUGAAUUGACCUUUGGCCAUAGAACUUUCGUAGACAAACGUGGUAUUUACGGUAAAUGUUGCAUUACUGAUGAUAGAACUUUACUGGGGACUAGUAAUAGAACAAUAUUAAAUACAAUUCAAUCUCAACAUGAAAAGAUUAAUCAAGGUAGGAUUGGUACCAUCUUAGCACCAAAUGACAAUAUCAGUAGAGUACCUGAAGGGCAUAGUUUCGGAAAACUAAAAGGCCCUGACAAUUUGCCCGAAUGUCUGACGUAUUGUGAUAUUAAUCCAGAGCGAGAUUUCAUCAAAAAAUGUCUAUCUCAUCUUAACAGCUUGCGGAAAAAUCUAUCGAAACGCUUUUUACAUACGUUUUUUCGAGGAUUUUAUUUAAAUCUUAAGUAUUAUGACACUGAAAAAUCUGGUUGUCUUCCAAAAGAUGUUGUGUAUAAAAUGUGUGCGUCUAGAUUGAUUCGGUUUGAUCCAUCUUUAAUCGAGCCGUUGCUAUCUAUAUGGCAAGCUUUUGAUGGAUCAAGAAUAAACUAUAAAACAUUUGUUCAUGUGAUUAACUACAGGGAACCUUCUCCAGAAAUUCCCAAAAUACACGAUUUACCAUUAAAAUGUCUUGAUUUUAACACGACAUAUACAGAUAUGGUAAAUCCUUCUCAAGAAGUUGAUAACAGAAGAAUGGCAGGCUUACCAUCAGGUCGAUAUUUGGAUUUAGAUUACCCAAUAACACCAGAAAUGUGUUGCAAGGCUGAUAGAGCGUACUUUUCUCACGAGUCUGAUAUGAAAGCUUGUUUGUCUCCGAGUGUAUUAACGUUACUUCACGUAAACCACAGAGAUAUGUACGCUAAGCGUGAGCCACAUGUGGUUAAAAGAGUUUUUGAAGCCACCGGAGAAUCAUUCAGUGAUGAAAAGUUUAAUGCUGUAUGGGAAGAAGCUAAAAAAUACCAUUCACAAGGAUGGGUCUGUUUCGAAACAUUCAAGCGUGCGUUAGAAAACUAUGCACAGAAUAGUAAGGAAAAGGAAAAAUAAA